AUGACGUGUGGUGACUACCUGCCUGACUUCGUUCGUGUCACGGGGAGAGAUUUCCUGGAGGGGACUUCGACAAAUCCCGAUGUAUGGAUGAACUUUGGGAUUAUGUGGAUCUUCAUCCUCUUUAACAUCUUUGGUGCUGUUUUUCUUUACUGGAUGUUUCGAGUCCCCAAGAAGAUGGAAGUGCAUGAGACGGCCACGAUUGAGGGAGACCUUUGA
This is a messenger RNA of Penicillium odoratum, 216 nucleotides long. RefSeq lists its product as uncharacterized. Gene Ontology annotation, cellular component: membrane. Gene Ontology annotation, biological process: transmembrane transport. The record is from RefSeq and is a predicted model, not a curated record. Gene Ontology annotation, molecular function: ATPase-coupled transmembrane transporter activity; ATP binding. The transcript is spliced from 2 exons. Bases 1 to 216 code for a protein of 71 amino acids. Lineage: Eukaryota; Fungi; Ascomycota; Eurotiomycetes; Eurotiales; Aspergillaceae.